AUGGCCGCCAGGAGUCCCGAUUCUGAAACGAUAGAGUUAGACCGUGAAUACCUCGAUACGGUCACAGUCCAGGGCCGUGAGUAUCAGAAAUAUUCGAUCGAUCAUCGUACGUACUUUGGACCGGUCGAUGAGGAAGAAGCACAACGACUCGAAGACCAGCAACAAGUUUUCCAAAGAAUUUUCGAUAAUCGUUUGAUCUUCCCCCCAAUCCAUCGACUGAAAAGAGUUCUGGACUGUGGACAUGGAUCCGCAUCCUGGGCUGUGGAUGUUGCUGAGCAAAACCCUGACUGUGAAGUCAUCGGCGUAGACAUUGCCCCUCACAUGAGUCCAGACGACAUGCCUGACAACUUAUGGCUCCAGGUCGAUGACUUGAACCGCCGUUUCACCUUUCCUGCAAACCAUUUCGAUCUUGUCCACUCUAGACUCCUUGCGACCGGUAUCAACCGAUCGCGAUGGCCAUCCUAUCUUCUUGACAUAGUCAGGGUACUGAAGCCAGGAGGCUGGGUCCAAAUGGUGGAAAUAUACUUCAAUGUUCAAUCAGACAACGGCUCAAUCACUGAUGAGCAUGCUUUGAGGAGAUGGAGCACAAAAUACAUGCGUGCUCUGGAGGACAGGAAAGAUCUUCGGAUCGGAUCGAAGCUGAGGACUCUUAUGACCGAGGCGGGGUUCGUCGAGGUAGACACGAAGAUGAUUCCUCUUCCUCUGUCUGCGUGGUCGACUGACCAACGGAUGCGAGAAAUCGGCCGAUACAAUUGUCCGAACAUGCAGCAACUUCUGCGAUCACUUGCACUAUAUCCAUUGACUCAACGCUUGCAUAUGUCUCCAGAUGCUUUCAAUUCUUUGGUGGACCAAGCGCAGCAAGAAGCAGCAGACCCCACACUGAAGGCAUAUUUCCCACUGUAUGUUUGCAUUGGCAGGAAGCCAUGA
Penicillium roqueforti is the source of this 927-nucleotide messenger RNA. RefSeq names its product class I SAM-dependent methyltransferase. NCBI's taxonomy places the organism in Eukaryota, Fungi, Ascomycota, Eurotiomycetes, Eurotiales, Aspergillaceae. The record is from RefSeq and is a predicted model, not a curated record. The transcript has 7 exons. Bases 1 to 927 code for a protein of 308 amino acids. Gene Ontology annotation, molecular function: methyltransferase activity.